Syngnathoides biaculeatus (alligator pipefish) is the source of this 1257-nucleotide messenger RNA. Its product is annotated as homeobox protein Nkx-2.4-like. Gene Ontology annotation, molecular function: RNA polymerase II cis-regulatory region sequence-specific DNA binding; DNA-binding transcription factor activity, RNA polymerase II-specific. The transcript is spliced from 2 exons. Gene Ontology annotation, cellular component: nucleus. The record is from RefSeq and is a predicted model, not a curated record. Gene Ontology annotation, biological process: cell differentiation; regulation of transcription by RNA polymerase II. Bases 16 to 1029 code for a protein of 337 amino acids. Lineage: Eukaryota; Metazoa; Chordata; Actinopteri; Syngnathiformes; Syngnathidae.
GCGCGUCUGUCCAGCAUGUCCCUGAGCCCCGGCAGAAACGCCUGCACGCCCUUCUCGGUCACCGACAUCCUGCAUCAGGGCCCCAUGGAGGACGUGUACCGGAGGUUCGGCGGGGCGGUGGAGGCCGGCCCGGGGAGCCUGUACCGGUACCAGCAGCACGCCGCCGCCGCUGCAGCUGCAGCAGCGGCCGCCGCCGCGCAACAUCAGCACCAGCACCAGCAUCAGAACCUCCAUCAGCACCAGCAGCAGCACCUCUCCGCUUCCUCCUCGGCCUCGGGCUCCUACAACGCGCCCACCGGCGUAUCGCACUUCUCGGGAUCGGUGGGGGGGCUCUGCGGCGGCGGCGGGGGUGGGGAGAUGCCUGCCUACCAGGACCAGUCCAGGGGGGUCGGCCCAGCGGCGGCGGCCUGGUACAGCGGCCCCGAAACAAGAUACGCGCCAAUUUCCCGCUUGGUGAGCUCCUGCGGCGGGAUGGGCAUGCAUGGCGGGAUGUCCGGCGGCCUAUCGGCCUUGGACGCCGGCAUGAAGUCGGCGUUGUCGGCCCCCCCGCGGAGGAAGCGUCGGGUCCUCUUCUCGCAGGCGCAAGUGUUCGAGCUGGAGCGCCGCUUCAAGCAGCAGAAGUACCUCUCCGCCCCCGAAAGGGAGCACCUGGCCGGCCUCAUCCACCUCAGCCCGAACCAGGUCAAGAUCUGGUUCCAGAACCACCGCUACAAGCUCAAGCGGCAGCUGAAGGACUGCAAGGCGGCCCAGCACCAGCACGACCCCGGCCGCUCGUCCUCCACCUCCCCGAAGGUCGUCAAAGUUGCCAAGCCGAGCCGGGGCGACUCCAUCCCGGUGACCGACGCCAAGCUGACCGCGGGCCAGCAGUUAGAGCGGGUCGCCCGGGAGGAGCUGGAGGACCGGGAGGACGCUUCGCCCAGCCCACCGAUGGGUCUGCACGCACACACGGACACGGCGCUGCUCGACUACACCGGCGGUAUGCUCGGUUCAUCGGUGGGCUCCACUUUGCUAUACGGCAGAACUUGGUAGGACGGAACCGGACUUCCACGGAAAUGAAGACGGAACAAUAUCGAAUUGAGGACAACAACGUUUUUAAUUUUUUUUUUUUUUUUUUUGGGUGUGUGAUUCUUUGGAGGACAAACUCUGAGCCAAAGUUGGUGCUGCUUCGAAAGUGAGAACUUUUUUUUUUUUUAAUGAGCUCUAAUUUCAGCUUCCAGCCUGAAAUGCUCUUUGUUGCUAAUUUUGUCAAUAAAUAUG